Oppiella nova is the source of this 1119-nucleotide messenger RNA. The record is from the annotation of a GenBank genome assembly. NCBI's taxonomy places the organism in Eukaryota, Metazoa, Arthropoda, Arachnida, Sarcoptiformes, Oppiidae.
CAAAUUUUGAAUAAAAAAUUUAUGAGGAAAUUUUGCUCAAAAAUAAAAUGAGAAAAAAUUUUACGGCAAAACUGCUUUCGUGGCAUCGCUUCGACCAGCUCUGGGAUGUGACCCAAUAAUAGCGCUCAUAUAUUGAGGCUCUCUCUCUCUCUCUCUCUCUCUCUCCCCUUCGACUCGAAUUUCAAAAUUUCUCAUUUAAAUUCUCGUUCACAUAUGGGAUCAGUCCUCUCGCAUACACUCUCCUUCACUAUCGCUAUAUUUAUUAUUAUUACGCAAAGAGUUAUCGAUUAUAUUUGAGACUACAUUCUUGAAACCAUUUUACGGUUUUGAAAAAUGAGUGAAAUAGAGAGAGAGACGGGAAGGCUUGAUGUCGACGGCGUUAACAUCUAUUACGAAAGAGCCGGAACUGGCGAACACGUCGUCCUCCUAUUACCCGGCGUUCUCGGGACCGUUCAAAUUGAAUUUAAACUCCAGUUCCAAGCCUUUGAUCUCUCGAAGUUCACAUUAGUGUCAUGGGAUCCGCCGGGAUUUGGUUUGAGUCGACCCCCGGAGAGGAUUUACAACAACUGUUACAUCAGAGAUGGAGAUUUAAUCGUCAAAUUCAUGAAAGCUUUGGGUUAUGAGAAGUACAGUAUUAUGGGGUUCAGUGACAGCGGCCGGACAUCUAUGAUAUUGGCGGCCAGGUAUCCAGAAGUGAUGAGGAAGUUAGUGAUUUGGGGUACCUGUGCCUUCAUCGGCGACAAAGAGAAGAAGACAUUAAGUCUGUGCAAAGACGUCGCCGGUUGGAGUAAUGACAGGAAGAAUAUCUUCGAACCCGUCUAUAAGGAGGACCUGCAGAUGGUUUGGGGAAAUUGGGUUGACUUUAACAACAGACUCCAGGACUUCGCCACUCCAUACUUAAAGGACAUAAAAUGUCCGACAUUUAUACUUCACGGUGAGAGCGAUAUCGUCACUCCUAUGGAACCGCACGCGAUGUACCUCAAGAAGAACAUAUCGGGCGCUCGACUCGUCAUAUUCCCGAAGGCUCCCCAUACCUGCCACCAGGAAAAGGCCUCUGAUUUCAAAUGCAACCAGACCUUAAACCUCGUCAAUACUGGUUUCACUUCUUAUUUAAAUUGA